AUCCUUUUUAAGCCAUUUAUUCUGGACCAACCAGAUUCUCUCCCUCUCUGUCUCUGAUCUAUCGGCUCACUCAGUGAUCAUCUCAUUCUAUAAAUAGCAAGCAAAGCAAGUCCCCAGCCACAUCAACAAGGAUUCCCUACCCCUUUCUCAGGGAGUUUUGCACGUCUUUCGGUUAACUCUCACUGCCUUCAUCCCUUGAUUUCCUUUUUUCCCUCUUAGCCGUAUAUCUUUAUCUAAUCAAAUCAAGUUCUUGGUACGUAUCUAAUCAAAUCAAGUUCUUGGUACGUAGAAGGUCUGCCUCCUGGUUGUCAAACAUUUAUAAAGAUCAAUACACCCUUUGGUCUCUGUGUCUCUCAAUUUAACCCCAACUUUCUGUUGUAAAUUGAUUGAAAGAUGGCAAAGGUCGUCAGCCUGUUGAUGAUAAGCCUCCUCCUCUGCUCCACGCUGACCUACGCUUCCCGCCCAGCGCCUGGGCUUGCUGAUGCAACUCCUGCGAUUACCCUUCAUGCGGAUGAGUCGGAAGCAGAGCACGUUCAUGAUGCUGUGGAUGUGAGUUGUGAAGGAAUUGGAGAGACGGAAUGUUUGACAAGGAGGACGUUGGCUGCUCACCUCGACUAUAUCUACACCCAGAAGAAGAAUCCAUGAAAUUCUGAUGUCCUAGUUUUUUCUUUUUUAUUUUUUUCUUCGCAAGUCUGAACUUCAUUACCAAAGACAACUGAACAAGUAAAAUACUAAUGUCUUAAGCAAGGAACUGGGAAAUAUAUUCAAACAGUUCAUAUUUGUGGUGGGAGAUCUUUUCAACUGUGAAAAUUCAACAGACAUUCACGGAUUUUGAUGAGAGGGAUAUUUCCAAACAUGUUGUUGGAAUGUGCUCAUUGUGUAAUGGAAUGCGUGUAUCGAUUCCGAGUUUGAUAUAUUUUUGUAGCUUUCUGGGUUCAAAGUCUUUGAAGAAGUAUCUUGUGUCUCUUGCAA
Messenger RNA from Carya illinoinensis, 972 nucleotides. RefSeq names its product phytosulfokines-like. Gene Ontology annotation, cellular component: extracellular region. Gene Ontology annotation, biological process: cell population proliferation. Gene Ontology annotation, molecular function: growth factor activity. The record is from RefSeq and is a predicted model, not a curated record. Lineage: Eukaryota; Viridiplantae; Streptophyta; Magnoliopsida; Fagales; Juglandaceae. The transcript is spliced from 2 exons. The coding region runs from base 394 to 645 and encodes 83 amino acids.